AUGACUAAGGCGCUGAAGCUGAAGCGGCGCGCGCGUGCGCUGGCGUGCGCAGGCGGCAACUGCUGGUCGCUGCGCGUGCGCAGCAACGGCCGCUGCACCGAGCUGCUGGGACGAGAAGGUGACGCGCGAGGAGUGCUGCCGGUCGCGUCGGUGGCGACGGCGUGGAGCAGCGAGGACCUGGACUCGGCGCGCUCUUCUUCUGGCGCGUGCUGGGUGGCGUGCCCUGCCGCGCCUGCAAGGCUGUGUCGUGCUGAUACUAGCUGUGAGCCAGAGUAUAAGAAGAUCGUGCGCGGUUACUUCGUUCUAGUGGAUCUCCCGAUAGGGAUUGGUUGUCUGAUGAGCAGCCAACCACUUGGCGUCGCUUGGCGACCGCGAUCUCCGGCGUGCGCUAAGACGCGCGUGCGCGUUUGCUGUGCGCAGAGUCGUGCGCGGGCGUGGAGUGCGGAGGGCCGGCGCUGCGAGGUGCGGCAGGGCAGCCGCGCUGCGUGUGCGGCCCGACUGUCGCGGGGGCGCGCGGGGGGCGGCGGCGCGGCGGCGGCGCGGGCGGCGGCGGCGGGCGGGCGCGCGGCGCCGCGGCCGUGUGCGGCUCGACGCCGCACCUACGCUCGCUGUGCCGCUUGCGCAAAGCGCGCCUGCCGACGCAAGACGCAGGCCCUCACCGUCGCCUACGACGGACACUGCCAAAGCUCUUGCGAGCGCCUGCGCUGCCCGGCGGGCAAGCACUGCCUGCUGGACCAGAACCUGCGGCCGCACUGCGUCAAGUGCGCGGCGCGCCGCUGCCCGCGCCGUGGCCACGCCGUGUGCGGCGCCGACGGCGUCACGUACGCGUCGUCCUGCCACCUGCGCGGCGCCGCCUGCCUGCGCGGCCGCGCCAUCCCAGAGGCCUACCGCGGGCCCUGCAAGCCGGCGGGCGCGGCGGUGUCGUGCGGGGCGGUGCGCUGCCGCGAGCGCCAGGCCUGCCUGCUGGAGCCCGCGACGGGCGCGCCGCGCUGCGUCACCUGCAGCUACCGCUGCCCCAAGGGCAGCGACCUGGGCGGCCCCAUCUGCGGCUCCAACAACCUCACUUACCCGUCCUGGUGCCACAUGCUCAAGGACGCCUGUGACACGGGCUACGUCAUCGAGACGCGCUUCGCCGGACGCUGCGACCGCCCGGCCGACGCGCAGCGCGCGCACCUGCCGCCGGCGCUCAACUGCAGUAGCAGCAGCAGCAGCAACAGCAACAGCGCCGCCGUCGCCGCCGCCGCCACCGGCGCCGUCGCCAACGCCAUCCCGGGGCUGUCCAACAGCGUGGUGUCGGCCGACGCCGGCGGGCCGGGCUCCGACGUGGACGACGACGUCGACGCCGGCCUCGAGCCCUGCGCACCGCCCACGCUCGCCUGACUGUGGACGCCCGUCGAAGGCGCCUCCGCUCCUCAGCCCGCCGCAGCCCCGCCCCCGCCCCCUCCCCCGCCCCCUCUCCCCCCCGACUUCUACUCGCCCUUCCGCCUUCUGCCCUGGAGCGGUCGUGACGGCCGCCCGCGGCGCACCCCACCGCCGCCGCCGCCGCCGCCACCGCCGCUGCUGCCGUAGAUCCACCACCACGCGGGGGUCGUCGGACAAGUUCAUGAACUGCACAUUACAAGGACACUUGUCACAGUGAAGAGUUCUAGGAAUAUCGAAAUGUUUUGAAAUGUCCUUGUCCUUUUGUCGGAUCAAUCAAUGAUGUGAAUGUCUUCUACCGUUUGGAUGUCUCCAAUUACCGAGAAUCCGAUGGAUUAUUGUCAUUAUGUGAGCUUUAGUUUGGUGUAUGAAUCAUUAAAGCGUGAGAUGUAGAAAAUGUGAAAAUAGAUUUACUUAAAGAGCGCUAUGCUCUUAAGCGUCUUUAAACAUUGCUAAUUGCUACUGGUUGGAGCAAAAAUUUGGACCAGCUGUAGCUACUUUUUGUGUACCUUGUGCUCUUCGUUUCCACAUAUGUUUAAUCUCAGCUAACCGACAGAGUUAGCUGGACGAGAUGGAGAUGAAUGUUUACGUCACAAUAAUGCAAUGGAUUACAUCGUCAUAGAGAAUUAUGUGGAAUCUAUAUGUAAGAAUACUGAUGAAAUCCUUAUGUGUACUUAUUUAAAGUUGUUACCAUAUUUAUUAUUAUGAUUAUUAUUUAUGGUAAUUAUGAAUGUAAAUUAGUCGUUCAAUUUGGUAUUUCC
Gryllus bimaculatus (two-spotted cricket) is the source of this 2180-nucleotide messenger RNA. The record is from the annotation of a GenBank genome assembly. NCBI's taxonomy places the organism in Eukaryota, Metazoa, Arthropoda, Insecta, Orthoptera, Gryllidae.